Trichomonas vaginalis G3 is the source of this 1581-nucleotide messenger RNA. RefSeq names its product transcription initiation from RNA polymerase II promoter. The record is from RefSeq and is a predicted model, not a curated record. The coding region runs from base 1 to 1581 and encodes 526 amino acids. The transcript has a single exon. Gene Ontology annotation, cellular component: transcription factor TFIID complex. Gene Ontology annotation, molecular function: protein binding; RNA polymerase II general transcription initiation factor activity. NCBI's taxonomy places the organism in Eukaryota, Parabasalia, Trichomonadida, Trichomonadidae. Gene Ontology annotation, biological process: transcription initiation at RNA polymerase II promoter.
AUGAAACAAGCAAAAUCCUCAGCGAAGCCAUCAAAGAAAGAAAUGCCAAUUGAUAUUCUAACUUCGCUGGGGUAUAUCAAAGAAAAGAUUCCUCGUGCUGCUUCUGUUCCAUUAAAUAGGUGGGCUUUGGAAUUGUUUUUUGAAUUCCAAAGGUCAGACUCUGUAAACGUAGUAUAUACGGCAGAUCAUUUAGAACAUGGAUUUGUUGUAAUAGCAAAUGGAUCUAAGAUUCCAGGACUUGAAGAUCUUUCUAAAAUUCUCGAUCAAUGUUUCAUCUUUGUUUUCACAGACAUUCUUGUUAGCGAUGGAAAGAAGCGCGCAAAUGAAUUCAUUUCACGUCAAAUGAAAUUUACAAGUCCAAAAAUUAGUGAAGAACUUGUACCAUUAUUGAUGGAAGUCGAGCCUCAAAACAUCGAUUCCAUUCCUGAAAUACUAGAAUACAACUUAAUGCCUACGCCUAAAGACCUCCAACCCGAGUUUUACACAAAUCUUAAUAAAUUUGCAAAUGAAUGCAAAGUCUCUGGCGCAAUUUUCCUUCUUCGCCGCUAUUUCCACGAUAGAAUGCCUCGCCCGUCUGUUUUGCAUCAAACAAACUCAGGAUACAAUCGUCCAUUAGAUGUUAUUUUCAGAUCAGACAAAAGGAAGCCAUUUUUUGAUGAACUGAAAGAAGAAGUUCAAUACAAUCAGAACCAGAUCCAAACAAAGAAGGUUACAGCUAACAAACAGCUUCUUCCAACGUUAACUUCUUUAACAGUUCCAGAAUUCGCCCAAAUGUGUGCAACUAAUGCAUAUUCAGGGCUAUCAGCGUUUUCUGUUGAUCAACAGCUUUAUCUCUUUAAGAAUGGACAAGAUGCAAAGGUUAUUUAUACAAUGGAUGAUGAAAUUACUUCAAUUUCAUUUUCAACAUACGGAAACUUUAUACUAGCAGGAGAUAAUGUUGGAAAUAUUGUAGUAAUUAACACAGAUACCUUAGAAUCCCAAAAAUUCAAGCAAUUAAAUUCGAUGAUAUCAACCAGUUGUUUUACUCCAAAAUUAGAUACACAGUUUGCUGUUGGAACAUUAUCUGGACUUGUUGUUGUGUUUUCUACUUCUCAAUUCAAUCCAUUAAGAGUUUUUACUUUGCAUCAAGCUGGAAUUGCAUUUGUAAACAUUCACCCUAAUGGAGAAUACGUUGCUAGUGGCUCUAGAGAUGGAAUCAUCCGUCUUUGGUCGCUCACUCUCAGUGCAUGCGUUAGAGUAUUUUCAAUUGAUAAGAAAAUUCCUAUUUCUUCUAGAUUUAGCCAUAGUGGUGAACUCCUGAUGGUUGUUUGCUCAAAAGGAGUGGUUUUGAUCUUAGAUCUUGGAACAAAUCAGAUAAUUAGUCAAUUAACGAUAGAAGCACGUUUAGUUGAUGCUGAUUUCUCCGAAAAGGAUACAUAUAUAGCCAUUGCUGAUAAUUCUGGAGGAUUUUCGUUCUGGGAUUCUUCAAAUUUAGCUGGCGAUCCAUUGAUUUCCCUAACAACAGAGGGGAUUAGUACAUUCUCUGUUAAUUUUGUUGGUAUGAAUGAAAUUAGAUUAUUUGGAAUGCAAAAAUCGCAAUAA